AUGGCAGAUUUAACUUCCACUGAUAAGCAGCAGUACCAACUUAGUACGAAGGCGAAUUCUAUGCAGAAGAAAAUGUUGACAAGUUCAAUGGACUGCCAAUCACUGAAUUCAGAUUCUGGAGCAGUGGAAACAAACGGUCUAGCAUUUGCUGGUCACAUUUCGGAGCAGUCGCAAAUCCACUUUACUCUGUCCGAAACAGGGGAUUUACCAGAUAUGACGACUGAAGCACUAUGA
Gongylonema pulchrum is the source of this 234-nucleotide messenger RNA. The record is from the annotation of a GenBank genome assembly. NCBI's taxonomy places the organism in Eukaryota, Metazoa, Nematoda, Chromadorea, Rhabditida, Gongylonematidae.